Messenger RNA from Metopolophium dirhodum (rose-grain aphid), 854 nucleotides. Its product is annotated as high mobility group protein B2-like. Gene Ontology annotation, molecular function: DNA binding. The record is from RefSeq and is a predicted model, not a curated record. NCBI's taxonomy places the organism in Eukaryota, Metazoa, Arthropoda, Insecta, Hemiptera, Aphididae. Gene Ontology annotation, biological process: regulation of DNA-templated transcription. Bases 160 to 486 code for a protein of 108 amino acids. The transcript is spliced from 4 exons. Gene Ontology annotation, cellular component: nucleus; chromatin.
GUGUAUUGCAUUGUGCAUUUGUGCGGGAAGUGGUGCGCGUUUUUCGUUCGUCUGAGCUCGACUUGUCCGGUUCCGUUUCGUGUUUAUGUUUUCCUCCACAGUAUUUUUCUAUUUUAAUUUCGUGCGCUCCGUCUCUUUUUUCCACAAAAACACGUAGAGAUGUCUGAUUCAGAAGCUGUAGUAGAAAAGAGGCGUGGACGCCCAGCAAAAGACAAGUCUGAGGAUUCUGUUAAAGAACCCAAGAAACGGGCACGUGAAGUUGAAAAGAAAGACAAAGAUGUUGUAAAAAAGGACGAAGAUGUUCCAGCAAAAAGAGGCAGAGGUCGUCCACCAAAGUCUGGGGCUUCCGCUGGAAAAAAAACUGACAAGCCUAAGAGCAAGACUGGUAAACGUGGUCGCCCAAAGAAGAGUGACAAAAAAGAAAAGGAGGAAUCUGCUGAAGAAGAAGACAGCAAAGAGGAAAAUGAAGACGAAGAUGACGAAUAAGACACUACUUAGGAUUAAUCUCAAUAUUUUUGUGUUCCGUGUGCAGUGUGUCCUUAAUUUAGAUUGCAUCAAAACAAAUUUACAUUUUUUUUGCCUAGACUAAGUACCUAAUUUUAUAACUGUAUGCCCAGUAUUUGUAGGCUUUAGCAACUCAUUUAAAUUAAAACUUCGAUUAAGUUAGUAUUGUUAUACAUUACUGUAUUAAUUAAUUAAUUAAUAAUUAUGUAACGUCUAAUUAUACUUAAGAACUCAUUUCCUAAAUGGAUUUCUUUUUUAUUUUGUACCAUUAAUUUGUAAACAAACUUUUUUACUAAUUUAUAAUAUCUGAAUUGUAUCUUUAUUAUUAAAAUAUAAAAGUACUUGGAUAA